GCUUCGGACGAAACAUCAAAUCUUGCUCAAUUUUCCGAUAAAAGUGACCUUGCAUCUUCUGUAACGAACUCUCGGAUGCGCUUGCGCAUCGAAAAUUUUGAUAGCAUCAUGAGAUUCAUUGGUUACAAGGAGGUUCUAAAUAAUCAGAAGGUAGAUCUGUCAAGCGAUAGGAAAUCAUUCG
Molecule: messenger RNA, 181 nt
Organism: Funneliformis caledonium
Lineage: Eukaryota; Fungi; Glomeromycota; Glomeromycetes; Glomerales; Glomeraceae
Source: the annotation of a GenBank genome assembly